Messenger RNA from Syzygium oleosum, 876 nucleotides. RefSeq names its product acireductone dioxygenase 2-like. The record is from RefSeq and is a predicted model, not a curated record. NCBI's taxonomy places the organism in Eukaryota, Viridiplantae, Streptophyta, Magnoliopsida, Myrtales, Myrtaceae. Gene Ontology annotation, molecular function: acireductone dioxygenase [iron(II)-requiring] activity. The transcript is spliced from 7 exons. Bases 1 to 600 code for a protein of 199 amino acids.
AUGGGAAAUAUAAAGGAUCCAAGAGAGGAAGUCAUUCAAGCAUGGUACAUAGACGACAGCGAUGAGGACCAAAGACUCCCGCAUCAUCGUGAGCCCAAGGAAUUCGUUUCCCUGGAGCAACUUGCUGCACUCGGAGUACUUAGCUGGAGACUUGAUGCAGAUAACCAUGAAACAGAUGAUGAGUUGAAGAAUAUAUGUGAAGAGCGCGGAUAUUCCUAUAUGGACUUCUGUGAAGUUUGUCCAGAGAAGCUGCCGAAUUACGAGGAGAUGAUCAAAAACUUCUUCACAGAACAUCUUCACUCCGAUGAGGAGAUCCGCUAUUGUCUGGCCGGAAGUGGUUACUUUGACUUGAGGGACCAGGAUGACGUUUGGAUUCGGGUUUGGGUGAAGAAGGGAGGAAUGAUAGUUUUCCCUGCCGGAAUCUACCACCGGUUCACCCUCGAUUCAGACAACUAUAUCAAGGCGAUGCGAUUGUUUGCUGGCAGCCCCAUUUGGACCCCCUACUAUCGUCCUCACGAUCAUCUGCUGGCUAGGAAGGCGUACCUGGAAGCUUUUGGCCGGAAAGAAGCGGGCAAUCGCGCUUGCGAUGCCGCGGCAUGAAACGAAGCAUGACAGAGUGACAAACAAGAGACCCUUCGACGAUUACUAAAUAAAUGCACCUACCGGAUCGCAGGGCAUCUGCAUCCAGGUCGUUGCCCGCCUAUUUGUCUUCUUAACUCGAUCUCGAUCUUGUCUAAGUCCAUGGUCAUCACUUUUUAUUCUGGUAUGAACAUUAGUUCUGUCAUAACGUGUGUGGAGUCUGAUUGAAAGCUUGCACCAGCAAGUUCAUUUACAUGAAUGGCGAGCUCGCGAAAAGCUCUACUUGUCGCGGCUUUG